AGCAGUUUGACUUCCGUAUCAGACACCCAACGCGCUCUCUCCAGGUGCGUUAUUAUGGGUGACAUGAAGGACUUCGAUGAAAUCACGUCCUUUCUGGGCGUCUACGGCUUCUUUCAGAUCCUCAUAAUGGUUCUGCUCAGUUCCAGCGCGGUGACCAGCGGCUACUCUGGGACUAUCGUGGUCUUCAUGUCGGAUACACCCGAGCACCGCUGCAGAGGCUCGGUCAACUUUACGCGCAGCAACGGGACAGAUGUGGAGGUUCCAUUCCGCGAGCAGAGCAGCUGGAUCGGACCUGACAGCUGUUCCAGGUUCAAACUGGACGGGAACUGGACGGAGACUGCUCAGAGUCAACGCAAUGACACGGAGCUGUGUCUGGAUGGAUGGGUGUUUAGCACUGAGAGAUACACCUCCACUAUUGUGUCUGAGUGGGAUCUGGUGUGUGACAACGCGUGGAAGGUCCCUUUUUCCACCUCCUUAUUCUUUGUAGGAGUCCUCAUUGGAUCCUUUAUUAGUGGUCACCUCUCAGACCGGUUUGGCAGAAAGCCGGUGUUUUUUUUCACCAUGGCCUUACAAACAGUCACUGCCUUGAUCCAGGCCACCUCCGUCAGUUGGCUCAUGUUCUGUAUCCUCAACUGUCUGAGAGGACUUGGCCAGAUAUCCAAUUACGUCACGUCACUCGUACUGGGGUCUGAGAUGCUGAGCCAGACUGCCAGGGUGACCUACGCUCUGCUGGGCCACUGUGUAGGUUUUGGCGUUGGAUAUGCCUUGCUGCCGCUCUUUGCCUACUUCAUACGAGGCUGGAGGAUGCUGCUGGUUGCUACUGCCAUCCCAGGCUUCCUAUUUAUUCCAACGUGGUGGUUGAUUCCUGAGUCUCCCCGCUGGCUUUUGCAGAAAGGUCGGGUGGAGGAGGCCGAGCUCGUCAUACGCGUUGCUGCCAAAAGGAACAGAGUCCCCGCUCCUGAGGUCAUAUUCAGCGAUGGCGAGUGCUUGGAGCUAAUGCAAAAUAAAGGUGAAGAGGAGCAGACAUACACGUAUCUGGAUCUGAUACGCACCCCUAACAUGAGAAAUAUUACAAUUCUGAGUGUUUUCAUAUGGAUGGCCGUCGCCAUGGUCUUCUACGGUCUCUCGCUCAAUACUAGUAACCUGAAUGGAGACAUCUACCUCAACUGCUUCAUUUCAGCAGCCAUUGACAUUGUGUUGUGUAUAGCCACAUGGAUGCUGGUUAACCGCGUGUCACGACCCACACUCCUCUUCUCCACGCUGAUGUUCUGUGGCAUCAUGCUUCUGGUUAUCAAGCUGGUUCCUGAAGACAUGCAAGUCAUGUUGCAGGUGUUAGCCUUGGUGGGAAAGAUUGGUGUGUCUGCUGCUUACUCCAUCAUCUACGUGUUUUUCUCUGAGCUGAUCCCCACUGUGGUCAGGAACAUGGGAUUAGGGAUCGCCUCCACAGCUGCACGCAUAGGCUCCAUCAUUUGUCCCUAUGUGAUCUACAUGGGUGUGUACAGCAAGAUCCUGCCAUACGUUGUUUUUGGCACAAUCAGCAUCAUGGCUGCUGCUCUUACCAUGUUGCUGCCAGACACCAGAAACAGCAAACUUCCUGACAUCAUCAGCCAGGCCAAACCCAUCAGAUGCUGCUGCUGUCAGAAGAAGAAGCUACAGCCCAGUCAGAUACCACUCUGAAGGACAUAAAGAUUUGAGCAACAGCGCCCUCUGCUGAAAGAAAAUCACACAGCAAGAGUGGAGGGAUCACAGACUAAUGCACUUCUUCUGUGUUUCCUGAAGUGUCGUGCGGACAUUAAUGUUGUUUUUGAGAGAGAGCCUCUGAGAUUCUCAGGUCUUGUCAUACACAGUACAGAAUAAGCUACGUCAGUUACAUUUAUGUCAUCUUGAAGCGAUUUGUGACAGUGUUUACACAGUAAAAGUGUUAUAUUUUCUCGAACCUUGAUCAAAAUCCAGACUUUAAGGUAUUUAUUGUCGUUGUAGAACACAGGGUUACACGACAAAAUACAGUUGUAGUCCCAUUAUGCUACACACACACACACACAAACACACACACACACACACACACACACAACAACAGUAGUGCAUUCCUGUAGUACAUUUUUUGAAUUUGCAUCAGGAGGAAUGUAAACAGCAGCAACAAAAAGCAGUGGCGCAGGCUGUCUGAGGGGCAGGGCUAUAAAAAAAUGCACCAGCUGCAUGCGGCGGGGGACAAGCGCUCAGGAAGUUUUCUAGCACGUAGGGCAGCCUAUAUGGCAUUGCAUCACGUUUUCUUAAUUUUAAGGCCACCCUAGAGGGCACUUCACUGAAACGACACCCGUUGGACUUCUCAGUGGAGUCACUGGAGGGGUGAAAGAGGGUAACCAUUCUGUGGGCUCAGCUGGACAGGGCAUACACAAAGAUUAUUUUAUAAACAAGGGUAGCACAGCACUAUUUUUUCAAGGUGUUCAGAAUAUAUAGCUAUCACACCUGAUUCUUGUACCUCUGGUGUCUAAACAGACAACUUCCACAGGGCUCCAAAAAGUUGAAAAAAAAAAAAAAAGAAAAAGAAAAAGGUUCCCAGGUAGGUUCGCUGCAUACGAUGCGAUAAUACGAUAAUACGAUAAUACGAUAAUACGAUAAUACUUUAUCGUCAGACAGGUCUGAAAUUUGUUUUGCAUCACUUUAGCUCCAUUUGCAA
Molecule: messenger RNA, 2677 nt
Organism: Sebastes umbrosus (honeycomb rockfish)
Lineage: Eukaryota; Metazoa; Chordata; Actinopteri; Perciformes; Sebastidae
Product: solute carrier family 22 member 5-like
Exons: 10
Coding region: 55-1677 (540 amino acids)
Biological process (GO): transmembrane transport
Cellular component (GO): membrane
Molecular function (GO): transmembrane transporter activity
Source: RefSeq, a predicted model, not a curated record